UGAGGGGAAAGAUUUCGUGAGGCGGGCCCUACCUAACGCUGGGCCUCGUUAGGCCGGCCCGACAAUGGGAGGGAGCGUUCGGCCCGCGUGCAAAACAGAGAGAAAAGAGAGCUGCUUUUCAUUAAUCGUCGUCGACUCGUCGGCUAGUUCCUCGCAUCCUCUGCUGCUCGCCUCCUCCUACUUCCUUGCUCACCCGAUCGUGGGAUCAGAUCAGGAGGAAGGGGAAGACCUGCUCACCAGAUCGUGGGAUCAGAUCAGGAGGAAGGGGAAGACGAGGCAAUCUAGCUGGACGAGCGCAUGGUGUUCGAUAAAAUGCCUCGUAGACUCGUCGCGAGGGCGCGUUCUGGGGCCAAGUCGUUGACUUGAUAACAACUCAGCCGGCGUCGACAAGGCAACAGAUUAUAAUCUCUCAUUCUCAGAGGAUGGCAUAGUAAGAGACCAAGUGAACAGUUCCAUUGUGAUUUGGCAGAGUUUUGAUGAACCAUACCAAUUGAAUAUACUACUGGGAGGAAGCCUGGGAUUAAAUACAAUCACCAAUGAAAAAGUCACCCUUAUUAGUUUUUCUAAUUGGUUUGGCGUUCCGUUUAUGCAUUAUGCUCUGGCAUUGGAUACAACUAGAAGGCGAGGUUUUACCAUUCAACGUGAUGGUGAAUUGAUAUUUGCCAGUACUUUUCCUAGAUGGAUGGACAUUCGUGAAGAUGGAGACUAUGGGCUAACAUUCAAUGACAUGCGUACAUACAUACAGUUAGAUAGUUCUGGGGUAGUUAGAUUGACUAAACGAGGGGAAUGCAACUCUACUUUAUGGUCUGCUCCAGAAACUGUAUGCGACCUUGAUUCAUACUGUGGACCAUACAGCCUCUGCACAAUGUCUGGCUCCUGCAAAUGUCCCGCUGGUUUUGAUACACCGUUCAUGGAAGGAUGGACUGCUGUAGGUUGUCCAAGAGAGGUUCAUCUUAAUGGUGAAAGCACUGCUGCACAACCAGAAAAGGUAUUUUAUCCAAUAGAUGGCAUCCACAGAUAUCCUCGGGAUGCUUUGGUGUCAGAAACUACAACCAUGAGUCGGUGUGAAUCGUCUUGCUUAAGGAACUGUGCUUGUACCGCCUUUGCUUACAAUAAAAGUUGCUUACAUUGGUUCGGGGAGCUGUGGAAUACAGUAGUGCUUGACUCUGGUUCAAACGGUGAUCGUAUGUACAUACGUAUAGCAACGGAGCAACAAGCAUGUUCUAGAGCUUCUUCUCUGUUUUCUUUCAAGAAAAAAGUGGUUUUUGUAUCAGUGAUUGGUGCGUUAGCCCUCAUUGCUAUUGGUCUGAUUUUUUUGUGGCGAUGCAGAAGAAAGCUAUUUGAGACAAGAAGGGUGAAUGGUGAUGGAAGUCUCAUGAUCUUCUCGUUUGUUCAAAUAAAGGACUCAACUAAAGGUUUCUCUGAAAAACUCGGAGAAGGAGGGUUUGGUUGUGUCUUCAGAGCAACGUUGCCAGGUUGUGCUGUGGUGGCUGUCAAGAAGCUAAAAGGCCUCAGACAGGAAGAGAAACAAUUUCAAGCAGAGGUGCAGACCAUAGGUAUGAUUCAGCACAUCAAUAUUGUUCGUCUGCUUGGGUUUUGCGCUGAAGGUAGCAGAAGGUUCCUGGUGUAUGAAUAUAUGGCAAAUGGUUCUUUGAGCGACUACCUGUUUUCCAAGGGUUCCUCUAAGUUAAGCUGGGAGCUGCGGUACUCGAUUGCACUUGGAGUCGCACGCGGCCUGGCUUAUCUGCAUGAGGGAUGCAAGGAUUGUAUUUUACACUGUGACAUAAAGCCGGAUAAUGUGCUUCUUGAUGCAGAAGUCUGUCCUAAGAUUGCCGAUUUUGGCAUGGCAAAGCUUCUUGGUCGAGACUUCAGCAGGGCACUGACAACAAUGCGAGGCACCAUCGGAUACCUUGCACCGGAGUGGAUCUCAGGGGUACCAAUCACACAUAAGGCUGAUGUCUACAGCUAUGGGAUGGUGCUUCUUGAGAUCAUAUCAGGGCGAAGGAAUUCAGAGAAAAUUAAGGAGGGGAAGUAUACUUACUUUCCAACCUAUGCUGCAGUUAAGUUGAACGAAGGAGAUAAUGUCAUGUGCCUGCUGGAUGGUGGCCUGGAGGGCAAUGCUGAUGCAGAGCAGGUGAACAGAGCCUGCAGAGUCGCCUGCUGGUGCAUUCAGGAUGCUGAAGAUCACAGGCCGGUGAUGGGGCAAGUUGUUCGCAUGCUAGAAGGUGUCAUGGACGUCGAAGUCCCUCCUGUCCCGUGGUUACUGCAAAAGUAUAUUGGCAUAACGGAUUCCACCUCUGCAGAUUUGGGCAGUUUCUGAAGCCUCCUGUUUGUUAGUCCGAUCGAUGUGAUCCCUUUCUUCUCUGUUGUUUCUGAACUCCAUGAAACAUUGUGUACUGCAGUAUUGAGCGAUGUGUAGAGUCUAUGCUUUUGUGUUGAGGGUCUCUGAGUUCAUCUCCUUAGACCUGUAGAGAAAACUUUGUGUAUUUUGUGUUCUGCAUCUUAAG
Molecule: messenger RNA, 2507 nt
Organism: Panicum virgatum (switchgrass)
Lineage: Eukaryota; Viridiplantae; Streptophyta; Magnoliopsida; Poales; Poaceae
Product: G-type lectin S-receptor-like serine/threonine-protein kinase At2g19130
Exons: 2
Coding region: 587-2320 (577 amino acids)
Biological process (GO): protein phosphorylation; recognition of pollen
Molecular function (GO): protein kinase activity; ATP binding
Source: RefSeq, a predicted model, not a curated record